AUGGUCAUUUCCUGCCGCUGCGGGCUCCCCGCGGUUUUGCGGGAGGUCCGGCAGGGCAAGAACGUGGGUCGUCGGUUCUACUGUUGCUCCAAACCGCGGGAACAGCAGUGCAACUUCUUCGUGUGGGCCGACGAUCCGCAAGCAUCAAAUCCGCAGCCCAAUCCCACGCUUUUUGCUUCGCCGCCCGCCACUUCGAUGAACCGCGGGAAUAGUUCUGGUUUUGGGGGAUACUCGAAUUCGCCGCGGGAAAUGGCGGAAGUCACGUGCUUCAAAUGCGGGAAAUUGGGUCAUUUAGCGACGAAUUGUCCCAAUUCAACGAAGCGAAAGCGGCGAGAAACCGCGGCAAAAACACCGGCGAGGAAACGAACCCGCGAACGAAAGAAAACGGAGAAAUCGGGGAAGCAGACGGGACGAGCGGGGAAAGUGGGGAUUUUGGGGAGGGAUAAAGAGCAGGGAAAGAGUAAUGACUUCGUCAUGGACUACACGGUGGAUUAUGGAGAUGAGGAGCCUGAUGAUAUGAACUAUGUGUACUGGGAAUCGUAG
This is a messenger RNA of Blastocystis hominis, 543 nucleotides long. RefSeq lists its product as hypothetical. The transcript has a single exon. NCBI's taxonomy places the organism in Eukaryota, Bigyra, Opalinata, Blastocystidae. Gene Ontology annotation, molecular function: nucleic acid binding; zinc ion binding. The coding region runs from base 1 to 543 and encodes 180 amino acids. The record is from RefSeq and is a predicted model, not a curated record.